AUUUAUUUUGUAGUUAUGAAAAUUAUUCUUAAAUUUUUAGGCUGUGUAAAUGUAGUUUGUUCUGAUAAAACUGGAACUUUAACAAAGAAUGAAAUGACUGUCACAAAUAUUAUUACAUCUGAGUUAUAUCAUGCAGAAGUUACAGGUGUUGGUUAUAAUAAUGAUGGUCAUAUACUUUUGGUUGACUCAGGAAAUAGUGAUCUUCAACUUAAUUCAAUUCGCUUACUAUUAAAAGUUGGUUGCAUAUGUAACAAUGCUGAUAUUGUUAAUGGACAACUCAGAGGACAACCGACCGAAGGUUUAAUAUAUUUUGUAACUAGAUAA
Messenger RNA from Centruroides sculpturatus (bark scorpion), 324 nucleotides. Its product is annotated as calcium-transporting ATPase type 2C member 1-like. The transcript has 3 exons. NCBI's taxonomy places the organism in Eukaryota, Metazoa, Arthropoda, Arachnida, Scorpiones, Buthidae. The record is from RefSeq and is a predicted model, not a curated record. The coding region runs from base 16 to 324 and encodes 102 amino acids. Gene Ontology annotation, molecular function: nucleotide binding.